AACUGGACCCGCGGGCGCCGCGCAGUGCAGCCUGGGUCGGCGUAGCCAUGGCGGCUCGUGUCCUUUGCUCCUGUGUCCGCCGACUGCCCGCGGCCUUGGGGUCGCUGCCCCGGGUUCCCACGCUGGCCGCCGCCCGGCCGCUCAGCAUCAGGCUGUGCCCCGCGGGGACCCAGAUCAGGCCCGGGGUUCCCUCCCUGGCGCUCCUGCAGGUACCAGGCAGAAUUACACAGCUGUGCCGGCCAUAUAGUGACGCGCCCCCUCUGACAAUAGAGGGCAUCAAGGACCGUGUUCUUUAUGUUUUGAAACUGUAUGACAAGAUUGACCCUGAGAAGCUUUCAGUAAAUUCCCAUUUUAUGAAAGACCUGGGCUUAGACAGUUUGGACCAAGUGGAGAUUAUCAUGGCUAUGGAGGACGAAUUUGGGUUUGAGAUUCCUGAUAUAGAUGCAGAGAAGCUGAUGUGUCCACAAGAAAUUGUAGAUUACAUUGCAGAUAAGAAGGAUGUGUAUGAAUAAAGUAUCAGAUCCCUUUCCUUCACAGAUAGAAGACUUGGAAUAUACAGAAGAGUGUCUGGCAGGAGAACACAUUUUGGCAUUACUGCUGACAUUGACAGAGUAAUUCUGUUUAGACUUGUAUUUAAAUUGUCUAAGUGUUUUUGCCCUUUGAGAAUAAAUCUAUAAAA
Phyllostomus discolor (pale spear-nosed bat) is the source of this 679-nucleotide messenger RNA. It is a transcript of the gene NDUFAB1, whose product is annotated as NADH:ubiquinone oxidoreductase subunit AB1. The record is from RefSeq and is a predicted model, not a curated record. Gene Ontology annotation, cellular component: mitochondrion. Gene Ontology annotation, molecular function: acyl binding; acyl carrier activity. Lineage: Eukaryota; Metazoa; Chordata; Mammalia; Chiroptera; Phyllostomidae. The transcript has 5 exons. Gene Ontology annotation, biological process: fatty acid biosynthetic process. The coding region runs from base 48 to 512 and encodes 154 amino acids.